AGAAGAUUCCGGUCACGUGAUGAAGUGUCACAUGCUCCUCUGCUUUGAGAGAGCUCAGUCAUUAACCUGCGGUGGAGGCUGUGUAAGAUUACCGAUCAGCUCCACCAUCAUACCGACACUGGUGAGAAACAUCAGCUGCUUCCUGACUGGUGUGGUUUGGACAUAAAAUAUUAACUGCUACUGUGCGAUUCCCUGUCCCCUUACUCAGACCUUCUGGUCAACUUUUCAACUCCACUUGGAUCCAUAGAGUUGGAGACUAACUUCCUUGGGUGUGUAAGGCUUGGCAGGCCGAGCUACAGCCUGUUGACUCAUGGCGAUUAACACUGAUGUCGAGGACUGGGGAGGAGUUGGGAGUAAUGACUCUGGCGAAAGAGCGUGGCUCUUGCAGAGCCCCAGCGUGGAUUCUGACCGGCAUCUUGAGACGGACAGGACGAGGAGCGGGGGCGUGUCCUCUUUGGGAGCUGUAUUCAUCGUAGUGAACGCGGCGCUGGGAGCAGGUCUACUCAAUUUCCCCGCAGCCUUCAAUAUGGCAGGAGGUGUAACUGCGGGAGUGAUGCUUCAGAUGUUUAUGCUGAUCUUCAUAAUCAGUGGACUGGUGAUCCUGGGCUACUGCUCUCAGGUCAGUAACGAAAGCACCUAUCAGGAGGUUGUCCGAGCCGCUUGUGGGAAAGUCACAGGCGUCAUAUGUGAAGUAGCUAUUGCUGUCUACACCUUUGGGACUUGCAUUGCUUUCUUUAUUGUCAUUGGAGACCAGCUGGAUCGCUUGAUAGCUGCAAUGGCUCAUGAAUCCGAUACUACAGUCAACGGCUACUGGUACACUGACCGUAAAUUUACCAUUGUUGUUACUGCCGUCCUGCUUAUUCUUCCUCUCUCCAUCCCCAAAGAGAUUGGCUUUCAGAAGUAUGCCAGCGCACUGAGUGUGAUGGGAACCUGGUAUGUUACCAUCGUGGUCAUUAUAAAGUACAUCUGGCCGGAUAGAGAGGUGACUCCGGGCUAUGUUCCCACGAGUUCUUCUUCCUGGACUGCAGUUUUCAAUGCAAUGCCCACCAUAUGCUUUGGUUUCCAGUGCCAUGUCAGCUGUGUGCCAGUGUUCGACAGCAUGAGCAGAAAAGAGAUCAAACCUUGGGGCGUUGUAGUCACACUCAGCAUGAUCAUUUGUCUCUUUGUUUACACAGGAACAGGUGUCUGUGGCUUCCUGACAUUCGGCUCCAAUGUCAAUCAAGAUGUGUUGAUGUCAUACCCUCCCGAUGAUAUCGCAGUGGCCAUCGCAAGAGCUUUUAUUGUCAUCUGUGUCAUCACCUCCUACCCCAUUUUACACUUCUGUGGCAGGGCAGUUAUUGAAGGACUUUGGCUGCGUUUCCAAGGUGAGCAGGUGGAGGUGUGUGUGCAUCGUGAGCGGAGGAGGAGGAUCCUGCAGACACUGGUGUGGUUUGUUGUCACCCUCGUCCUAGCCCUCUUCAUCCCAGAUAUUGGUCGGGUGAUCUCUCUGAUUGGAGGAUUGGCAGCCUGCUUUAUCUUUGUAUUUCCAGGUUUGUGUUUGAUGCAAGCCAAGCUGUCAGAGACAGACAAUCGAUCUGCAAGCUGGCACGGAUUGGUGGUCUUCGGUGUUGUCAUGGUUACAAUCGGAGCUUUCAUCUUUGGCCUCACCACGACUAACUCCAUCUAUCAAGACGUCGUUAGCUAAAAUGAACAUUUUUGUCGGAGCCAGGGGUGUCCUCGUUAUUGAAGACGGAGGGGGGUCCGGGGGGUGCUUAGUCCUGUGCUGCUAUACUGAACUACUGGAAAAGAUGAAGAAGCAUCUCAUGACACUCAUUUAAAAAAAAAAAAACUCUACGGCAUGUCACAUCCCUGCUCCAUGUUGAGUUGAAGCUCCACAGCUCUUUACUCAGUCAGGUAGUAUUCAGAGACACCCCACAAUGCCAAGUGACUUCAGACACUUUGCCUUUUAAUUUAUGUAAAAUUUAAAUUGCAUGUUUUAUGUUUUUAUGAUGAUUUUAACUUGCUGUCAGAAUGUUUUUUUUAACGGUUUAGCCAUCCCGCCAGGGCACAGAGCGGCUUCCCCCGUCUGUAGACCCUGUGUGGAUGACACAUUCCUGUCCUGUUUACAAGAGCCGAAGGACUUUGUAUAGAAAGGCCUUACAAUCAAAUUGAUUUUAAUAAUGAAAUUGUACCAAUUUGUGUAUUUUAACUUGCAUGUAAAAGUAAAUGUUUCUUAUUGAAAAUGACAGGCUGUGGUUCCCAGGUUUAAUCCAGGUCCAGACUUUAAAUUGGCGCUGCUCGUAGUUUGUCCACAAAUGAAUCCGAAGUGAGUGAUAGGUUUGCAUCAUUAAUGAGUGAUAUGUUCACUGCAGGGCCGGGCUGUUCAAGUUGAUUUAUUCAUUUCCAGUCAGAAUUAUAUUUUUUAAAUACAUUCAGGAAAUCAUUUUGAGUUAUUUAUGUUUUAGUUUUGUUUCUUAUAUAUUUUUUCUUACAUAUUUUAUAAAGUUAGAAGUACUUUGAUGAUUUUAUAAUUGGCUUUAAGGUAAAAUUAUAUUUUAAGAUAAGUUUGCAAAAGUGCAAGCCUGCAGGCCUUUGAGAUUAGUUGCUCCAAUGUGCAGACAGGCUGAAAACCUCAACAGUGCUCCUCCCCAAACACUGCACAGAUCAGCAGGAUGUCCAAGACGAGCAGCGCCUCCACAUUCAGGAAAUGAAAAAAGACAAAAUCUUUCAAGUGAAAAUGAGUCUUUGUGAAUGUAUGCAAAAAAAAAAAUGGAUGGAACCUACACAGAAUUCAGUUUGCACAUCAUUUUACAGGAACAAGUUGCUCUUGGUGUACAGAGACAGAUUAUCUGUCAGUGGGGAGAUGUCAAUUAGUAAAACUCAGAGGUUUUAUUUAUUUGAAUCAGUACAUGACUGCAUACUUUGUUUCUACCACUUUUUUCUUUACCAAAAACAUGUGUGAGCUUUCUUCUUUUGUCCCAGUAUUUAACACUAAUUAAAGACGUUAACACAGUUAUUGAGAUCAUUACAUUGGAUUGUAAGUUAAAUUGAUUAAAUUUGCCAAAAUUAUUUUUUCAAUCAAGCUGCAAAUGCAGCUGAAAUAAAUAAUUAAAAUAAAGAAAAUGUUCAAGGGUUUACAGUGACUUUUAUAUCUGGUUUUACACUUAAUUACAUUAUUACAGCUAAUAAUCUUUGGUACGUUAAGCAUGUUAUGAUCCAUAAUUCAAGCCUGUUUUUAUUGUUUAUCAAAGUUUGAUGAAACCCAGAAAUAUAAGGUGUAAGGGAAGGAGAAUGUGAAAAGGGAUUUUUUUUUUUCUUUGGAAAAGCAAUUAUGUUGCCUUAGUCACACUGUUGGACUAAAUACAUGGAUACAUUUACCGUAUUAUUUAGAGGAAGGGAGGGGAGCUACAGUCAGAGCAGUAAUGCUGUCUGUGAACAGAACAAACACUUUGGAGCGUCAGACUGUUUUUAUAUUAAAAUGGCUUGUAAUCAUUGUUGGAAUACAAAUAGCUUUUAUGGUUUGAGGUUUGAUUUUUUUUUUACCUUUUGGUGCUGCAGACAGUUUGUCUGGUCACGAGUGAAUGUCAGGUGCACUUAUAAUUUCUGUCACUGAUUUACUCUGUUUUCAAGAAUGUACACUUUUUUCAUUUGUUAAUCUGAAACCAUGUGUCCCUGUUGUCUCAAACUGAAAGUUGACUUGCAAACAAAGUUCAUGGUAAAUUUGAAUGGUAAUACUUAACAGAACUACCUGUGAUGUACCGAUAAGUGAACUACAAUGAAGGCAUGUGAAUAAAUCUGACAAUCCAUGAUACUGGUGGUUCUUUAAUAAAAAGGGACAAAUGCAAGUGAAGUAGAACUUUGGAUCAAGACAGGAGUAAUUUUAUUUAAGUUCAGAACAACCAACCAUCUGUUAUUUACUUUUUCUGAAAAUGGUCAAUGAAAACAACAAACAUCAAGAUUUAAGUUUACAUCAGUGCCACAGGAAAUCGUUUCAUUUGAUCAGAUAAGGUGCAGUCUAAGUAUCUGGACAAGGACAGUUUGUUUUUAAUUCAGCACAUUAGAUAUGAAAUGAAUCAAAGCGACUCUGAGCAGGGUUUUCACUUCUAUUUCAGGUGAACAGUAAAGGACUUGUAACCUUUUAUACAUACAUUAGUAGUUCCCUAGUUUCAGGACAAUACUCUUAAACAAGGCCACCAGAAAGGUUUUAAGGCUAAGCAGAACUGAGGGUACCUUUCACUUA
This is a messenger RNA of Morone saxatilis (striped sea-bass), 4219 nucleotides long. RefSeq names its product solute carrier family 38 member 7 (gene slc38a7). The record is from RefSeq and is a predicted model, not a curated record. The coding region runs from base 311 to 1684 and encodes 457 amino acids. Gene Ontology annotation, molecular function: L-aspartate transmembrane transporter activity; L-alanine transmembrane transporter activity; L-methionine transmembrane transporter activity. NCBI's taxonomy places the organism in Eukaryota, Metazoa, Chordata, Actinopteri, Moronidae. Gene Ontology annotation, biological process: amino acid transmembrane transport. The transcript is spliced from 12 exons.